This is a messenger RNA of Mytilus californianus (California mussel), 2731 nucleotides long. RefSeq lists its product as uncharacterized. NCBI's taxonomy places the organism in Eukaryota, Metazoa, Mollusca, Bivalvia, Mytilida, Mytilidae. The transcript is spliced from 2 exons. Bases 814 to 2517 code for a protein of 567 amino acids. The record is from RefSeq and is a predicted model, not a curated record.
UUUGGUUUUUGAUAAUAGACUGAUAUUUGUAAAUUUGAUUUAAGUACAGCACUUGAAGGUUAUGUUUUUCCCUUGCACUGUAACGUCUGCUUGAUCAAAUUACACUUUUCUUACUUUGGCCUCGUGGACACCUUAAUCAUAAAUAUGUACAACACUUUAACACUUUUUAACACGAAGAGACUAUGCAUUCAAAAAUGAUUUCUAUAUUUAUUACAUUUAUGUUGAAUAACAAUUCAGUUCAUUUUGACCAACCAACAAAUAUUUUCAGGUGAAGAAAAUGAUAGCAUAUGGUUAUUUGGAGUCCUUGAUAUUAUUGGAGCGAACGAUGAUUUUAGAAAGACUUGUCAACGAUCUUACAUAACGCAGGAGAUUAUCCAAAAUUUCCUAGAAGCACCAAUAAUUUCUCUUUUUAUAGUUGGAGGUACAUUCGAAGGGUCAAAUACACCAGGUAUACUUAUUGACCUUGACACUAUCUAUUGUGAUGACAGUCUUGAUGUCAUCGAAGACAUAUCACAGGCUGAAAAAAACCGAGAUUCACUAUUGAUUAUUAAAGAACAAGAUACAGCUCCUGGGUAUUGCAAACUACAAUUCGUAAAGAGAAGUGUACCAUACACAAUUCAACAUUUAUCCCUUAUCGAAAUUAGUAAUAAACGUUUUUUCAAAAUUGAUAGAUUUGAACGAAUAGUUCUGACUGAUGUUGCAUAUGAUAGUGGAGAAGGCACACGGCGUUUUUCAAGACCCAAUAACAAGUGUGCUGCACAACUCGGGCCUUGUUUUAAUGAUAAAAACAAUGAUACAACAAGAAAAUGUGAUAUGGUCUGGUCUUAUCGUUGCAAACAAUGGCCAGCAGAUGCACAGGAAUGGCUAACCAGACGUCGAUAUAACGGAUGGCCAACAGAAUAUACUAUUAAUGAGCUAAAAUCACUUGGGUAUUUUGUCGUCAGAAAAGGCCACCCUUCUUCAUCAGAAAUAGAUUUAGAAUGGCGAAUAUCUCUUACAUUACAAGAACGGAAACUUAUGUUUAAUCUAACAGAUGUCCAAUAUAAAUGUUACGUUCUUCUUAAGAUGUUAAAUCGUGAUAUUAUAAAUUUGGAAUGCAUAACCUCGUACCAUUGGAAGACAUGUUUGUUUUAUGUAAUAGAGAAGAAUAAAUGGGAUGUUUGGAAAAAAAAUCUUCUUCUGCAUUGUGUUAAGCUGUGUAUAAAGCAAAUGUUAGUAUGGGUUAAAGAUUGUUUUUGUCCUAACUACUUUGUCGCAGGAGAAAAUAUUUUUGAUGGAAGACUUUCUGAAAGUGUGAGAAUAAAAUCAGAACAACAAUUAGUAAAACUUUUAAAUGACGGAUUUCAUUGUUUGCGUUAUGUAAAAUCAAAUCACAUAUGUGAGUUUGUUGAAGUACGGGAGUCUUUCACAUUGUUUCAAUUGCUUCAAGAAUAUAGCAUAAAAUCAUAUAGAGAAAUGUUAUAUGAAAUGAAUACGGAACCUGCCACAUAUGCACUAAGUUCUUUUAGUGCAUAUAUAUCCACCAAUGACAGUACAAACUUGAUAGACUUUCUUUGGCGUUUGCUAGAAAACAUUCAAACCACGGGUACUAUGUUUGCGUACACAACGGAAGACACACGACGUUCUCUAUCGCUAUUAGCAUCCGUUGUCUAUACUUACUUGGCUAGUCAUAUUUCUGCAAUGUCUAUCCGCCAACCGAAUCUUCAGGUUCGCAAUUUCCUUUUGUUGGGAUCUUUGACAUACUUCAGGAAAGGUGACUUAACUGGAUACCUGAAGUUUAUAUCCGUAUUAUACACUGUUGGUUGUUAUAAAGACUGUGAAUGGCACUUAAAUCGUUAUAAAGAAAAAAAUCCCUCUUUCUUUGAAACUCCAAAAAUGUUCGACUCAAAAUCUUUUUUAUUUCUUAUAACGGAACUUCAAAUAAUUCCCGACGCUAUGAAGUAUGAACUAUUCAAAUACUUCGGUAUUUCAUUGAAUUCAAGUGAAAAACAUUCAAUAAUUAAGGAUGGGGCUUAUGUUGACAGCAAUACUUACUAUUUUCUGCUCAGGUUCUUAAUUAAAAGAAAAUUCAGGGGAGCUGAUUGCUCCAUGGAAGAUUUUUAUGACAUUUUACAAAUUCACGACAUAACAAAUGUUCACCAUCCUGAUGUUGCAUUUAACCUGCAAGCCUGGUGUUUUUUCAGUAUUGGGAUGACACCAUUAGCUCUAACACAGUUAUACAUGUCAUGGAAGUCAAUGGAUUCUCUCAGAAUAUGUUUUCAGACCGGUAUAAACGAAAUGAAACAAAAAAUAUACCAAUUCAAUUCUGCAAAGUUCCAUGCGUUGGUUUUUUUGUACAACACGUGGUUUACAAGGAACACUUCCAGAACUAAAUUUUGUUUUCAGUGUUUUCUCCGCAGUCAAAAAACAUGUAGCAGAUGUAAAACAGCCACGUAUUGUUCCAAGAAAUGUCAAAAACGAAACUGGAAAAUUCAUAAACAUGUUUGUGAAAUUGUAAAAAGUUUUCACGAGGUCUGAUGUUUUUUUUUUCAAAUACACAAACGAGUUUGGUAAUAUCAUUGUUAAAAAAUGGCCUUAGCAUGAGUUUCCAGUGCUGUUCCAAUACUGACUGAACACACACCAUCACCUUGAUUUAAGCCUAUGUCAUUGAAUGCCUUGCUCACUUUUCAAAAGAAUUGACAACGAAGCACUGGUAUUUCCACUUAAAUAGCAAAUAAAAGAACUCUUUACA